AUGUCCACCGAGCGUCGCAUCAAGAGUCUCAAGCUGAGACAACGGAGCUUGAUGACGUCAUUCAACGCCAUUACGAGAUUCGUCGAUGAGUUCGACGAUGAAAGGGAUGCCAUCCAAGUACCAGUACCGUUAGAGAGCAUCAUCAAGCUCUGGGAGGACCUCAACAUAGUCCAGAUGGAGCUGGAGUCCCUCGACGAAGCGAACUUGGACGAGCAACUAAAGCUACGGACCAAGCUCGAGUCGGCCUACUACCGGUCCAAGGGAAUGUUGCUGGCGAAAAAUAAAAUUUUAGUUCCGAGCGUCUCUAGUUCUCCCUCAACUAGUCGUGGCCCUUCGUCGUCAUCGCAGGUGCGCUUGCCUGACGUAAAACUUCCGGUCUUUACUGGAAAUUUGGAUAGCUGGUUAAAUUUCCACGAUUUAUUCGUUUCGCUGGUCCACUCUUCGGUAGAACUUUCAAACAUACAGAAGUUCUACUAUUUGCGUUCGUCAUUGUCGGGUAACGCUUUGAAGCUAAUUCAAACCAUUCCACUCAGCGCAAACAAUUACGUGGUGGCUUGGAAUUUGCCGAUCGAACAUUUUCAAAACCCUGCGCGGUUAAAGCAGUCAUAUGUCGAUGCGUUGUUCGAGUUCCCUUCGCUGAAAAAAGAGUCUGCUUCUGAGUUGCAUUCACUGGUGGAGAAAUUCGAGGCCAACGUCAAGGUUCUUCAGCAGUUGGGGGAGAUGGUCCAAUGCUGGGACAUUCUGCUGAUUCGGAUGCUGAGUAUUCGCCUCGAUCCGACGACGAGAAGGGACUGGGAGGAAUUUUCAACGACGAAGGAUGCCAUCUCGUUCAAGGACUUGACCUCAUUCAUCCAACGUAGGGUCACCGUUCUGCAGAACAUCCAGGGCAGUACGGUAGAUAUCCCUUUUUCCGGCCAAGCGAAAAAGUCUACUCAACGACCAGUCGCAAGUCAUAAUGCCGCACCGUCCAACGCAAGGAAGUGCAUCGUCUGCAACAAUCAACAUCCACUCUACCAGUGUGUGACGUUUUCCAAGAUGGCUCCGGAGGAUAAGGAGAAGGAAGUUCGUCGCAAUCAUCUCUGUCGGAAUUGUUUGCGUAAGGGGCAUCAAGCGAAGGACUGUUCGUCAACGAGUACCUGCCGGAAAUGUCGGGGCAGACAUCAUACUCAGCUUUGUUCCAGCCAACCACCAGCCAGCUCAGGUCCGAAGACAACCCACUUCACAGAUGAGAAGUCUACGCCAGCUGCAUCUACUAGCAAUCAACCUACUGCAUCUGUGUCAGCCACCGUCGAGCCUGCCAGCCUCGCUUCCGUUAGUCAAGGACGGAAGGCGAUUCUACUAGCUACUGCCGUAGUCAUUGUUGUCGACGACAGUGGAACCGAGUACACAGCACGUGCGCUGCCAGAUUCCGGUAGCGAAUGCUGUUUCGUUACCGAAUCAUUCUCCCAGCGAAUCAAAGCGCAAAGGAAGAAGGUCAAUCUUCCGAUCUCUGGCAUUGGUCAAUCGUCGGCGCAUGCCCGGCACAAAUUAUUCUCCACGAUUCGCUCUCGCACAGGAAGGUAUUCGACCAAUUUGGAAUUCUUAGUUCUUCCCAAAAUUACUAUCGAUCUACCGUCGACUUCCGUUGAUACUUCGGACUGGGAGAUUCCGCCGAGUAUACAGCUAGCUGAUCCGUCAUUCUGCAGUACGAACCCAAUCGAUCUCAUCUUGGGAGCAGAAAUUUUUUUCGACCUGUUCAAGGUUUCUGGUCGAAUUCCGCUUGGCAACAACCUUCCAGUACUCGUAAACUCCGUUCUUGGCUGGGUAGUGUCGGGAAGGUCUUCUCAUGGUCAACCGAUUGCUCCAAUCGUCGCAAAUGUCGCCACCGUCACCGAUGUGCACCGUCUAAUGGAAAGGUUUUGGUCCAUCGAGGAAGACAACGCCUCUCCGUGCUAUUCCGUCGAAGAAGCCGCCUGCGAGGAACACUUCCGUCGCACGGUAACCCGCAACACCGAAGGGCGAUACAUAGUUCGACUGCCACUGAAGCAGGAUGUGUUGUCUAGCCUCGUCGACAAGCGUCGCACCGCUCUACGACGUUUUCACCAGCUAGAAGGUCGUCUAGUCCGUAAUCCCGACCUACAUCAUCAAUACCGAGUCUUCGUCGAGGAAUAUCACGCGCUAGGGCACAUGCAGCGCGUAACGGACUACGAGAAUCCUCCCACUCCAUGCUACCAUCUUCCGCAUCAUGCUGUAGUGCGCGAAGAUAGCACGACGACCAAACUGAGGGUAGUUUUUGACGCGUCGUGUAAAACCCCCAACGGACCAUCGCUGAACUACGCGCUUCUAGUUGGACCAACCGUGCAAGAAGACCUGCGAUCGAUUAUCAUACGAGCCCGAACACACCCAGUCAUGCUGAUCGCCGACAUCAAGCAGAUGUACCGCCAAGUCCUGCUAGACGAGCAGGACACUCCACUGCAGCGAAUUGUCUGGCGAGUUUCCCCCGACACUCCGAUGGAAACCUUUGAACUAAAGACCGUAACAUACGGCACAGCCAGCGCACCAUACCUUGCAACGAGAGUUCUACAGCAACUAGCCGACGACGAACGCGACGAGUACCCUGAAGCAGCUGAAGUUCUACGCAAGGAUUUCUACGUCGACGAUCUGUUUUCCGGUGGACGCAACGUAGCAGAAACAAUCCCUUUACGCAAGCAGCUCGACGCAUUGUUGCUCAAGGAUGGAUUCGAACUCCGUAAAUGGGCGUCCAACGAACAAGCAGUACUACAGGAUAGCCCAGCAGAAAAUCGUGCUGUACAAGGGCCAGUCGACUUAGACCGAGAUCCGUGCAUAAAAACGCUUGGACUGCACUGGGAACCGUCCACCGACCAGCUCCGCUACAAAAUUCAGCUUCUUCCGUCAACAACAGAUGCACCGCUUACGAAACGCAUCGCACUGUCAUAUAUCGCACGUUUGUUUGAUCCGCUUGGACUUGUCGGACCCGUCGUAACUACCGCCAAAAUGUUCAUGCAGACUCUCUGGACCUUGAAGGACGACGACGGCAAGAUUUGGAGCUGGGACAACGAACUACCGACCGCAAUCAAAGAACGCUGGCAAGAGUACCAAUCGCAACUCCAUCAGCUGAACGAUUUGCGCAUCGACCGUUGCAUUCUUCUCUCCAAUCCCGCAUCAGUCCAGCUGCAUUUCUUCUCCGACGCCUCGGAACACGCAUACGGCUCGUGUGUCUACGUUCGCUCGACAGAUGCCUCUAGUGCAGUCAAAGUUUGUCUGGUUACUGCGAAAUCGAAGGUCGCACCCCUGAAAAAACAAAGCAUUCCCCGACUCGAGCUCUGCGGUGCCCUUCUGUCUGCUGAACUCUACGAGAAGGUGACGUCAUCGCUCCAAAUACACACUGAAACGUUCUUUUGGGUCGAUUCUACCAUCGUGCUGAGUUGGCUAAAUUCCUCUCUGUCGACCUGGACAACGUUCGUGGCCAAUCGAGUCUCCAAGAUUCAGACCACCACGCAAAACUGCUCUUGGAACCACGUAGCAGGCCAGCAAAACCCAGCAGACCACAUUUCCAGAGGAAUACCCGCAGAAACCCUUAUACAAAACGAUCUUUGGUGGCAAGGAUCUCAAUGGCUGCAGAGCGACCAACGCGACUGGCCAAUUCAACAACCGAACGCUAAUCAGCCUCCCGAAGUCCUCAUGGAAGCACGAAAAGUACCAGCAGCAGUAACUUCCGCCGCCGUAGAACCCUCAUUCGUCGACCAGUUCGUUGAAACAUUCUCCAACUUCCAGCAUAUGGUCCGAGUAGCCGCUUACUGUCGACGAUUUCUUCAGAACUGUCGGAAAACUUCUACAGCACGAGCGGAAUCAGAACAUCUCACAGUCGACGAGCAGAAGGAAGCAGAAGCGACGAUCAUCAGACUCAUCCAACAGCAAAGCUUCAGCAACCAGUACAAGGCCCUCCAACAAGCACAAACUGUAUCCGCAAAAUCUCGCAUCCCGCGAAUCACCGCAGCUCGACCAUUCUCAUCGACCGGCGUCGACUACUGGGGACCAAUUCUUUUAAAACCACCCCAUCGACGAGCUGCACCCGCCAAAGCCUACGUUGCAGUUUUUGUAUGCUUUGCAACGAAAGCUGUGCAUAUUGAACUGGUGAGUGACCUAAGCACAGCGAAAUUCAUCGAAGCCCUUCGCAGAUUCGUCUCCCGACGCGGACUGUGCAACGAAAUCUACAGCGACAAUGGCCGCAAUUUCGUAGGAGCAGCCAACGAACUUCGUCAAAUAGUGCGAAGCAAGGAUCAUCAGCAAACAAUCGCCCGCGACUGCGCCGAAAAUGGAAUUCGUUGGCAUUUCAACCCCCCACGAGCAUCACACUUUGGUGGCCUAUGGGAGGCCGCAAUAGCAUCUGCUCAAAAGCAUUUCGUUCGAGUACUUGGAACGCACACGCUCGCCUACGACUCGAUGGAAACACUGCUAGCACAAAUCGAGUGCUGCCUCAACUCCCGCCCGCUUGUGCCACUGUCCGACGAAUCUACCGACUUGGAAGUAUUCACACCAGGUCAUUUUCUCACUGGAGCUGCGCUGAAGGCUGUCCCGGACAUAGAUGUCACCGACAUUCCUUUCAACAGACUUCGACAGUGGCAGCCAAUUCAAAAAAUGUUCCAACAGCUGUGGAAACGAUGGCACUUGGAAUAUCUGUCAACGCUACAAUCCCGUUCGAAAUGGUGUAAUCCACCUGUGCCCAUCCAAAAGAACCAGUUGGUAGUCAUCAAAGACGAAAAUUCCCCACCGAUGAGCUGGCCGAUUGGAAGAAUCAUCGAGCUUCACCCCGGCGACGACGGAACAACGCGUGUCGUUACUCUUCAGACACCGAACGGCCGAUACACUCGACCGGUAUCAAAAAUUUGUUUGCUGCCAAUUUCAUCAGCAGCAGAAAAAUUAAAUUCAACACCUACCCAUUGUAAACAUGUAAAUGCUUCGCGAAUCAUCAACUUCCAGCACGAUCGUCGAUACUCACCUGUUUCAGCCAGCAGCACCUGA
Topomyia yanbarensis is the source of this 5022-nucleotide messenger RNA. RefSeq lists its product as uncharacterized. NCBI's taxonomy places the organism in Eukaryota, Metazoa, Arthropoda, Insecta, Diptera, Culicidae. The record is from RefSeq and is a predicted model, not a curated record. Gene Ontology annotation, biological process: DNA integration. Bases 1 to 5022 code for a protein of 1673 amino acids. The transcript has 2 exons. Gene Ontology annotation, molecular function: zinc ion binding; nucleic acid binding.